CGUCCGCCCGCACGGGCCGACGGGAACGGCGGCCGCACUAAAGAGGGCCGACAUGGCGGCAGCGGCAGCUUCGCUUCGCCGGUCGGUGCUGGGUCCCCGGGGCGUGGGGCUUCCAGGUGCAAAUGCUCCGGGCCUGCUGGGCGGCGCGCGGUCCCGGCAUCUUCCAUUACGGACACCGCAGGCAGUGUCCUUGUCCUCGAAGUCUGGCCCCUCCCGGGGCCGGAAGGUGAUGCUGUCAGCGUUGGGCAUGCUGGCGGCUGGGGGUGCAGGGCUAGCUGUGGCUCUGCAUACUGCUGUGAGUGCCAGUGACCUGGAGCUGCACCCCCCCAGCUACCCAUGGUCUCAUCGUGGCCUCCUCUCCUCCUUGGACCACACCAGCAUCCGUAGGGGUUUCCAGGUAUACAAGCAGGUGUGCUCUUCCUGCCACAGCAUGGAUUAUGUGGCUUACCGCCAUCUGGUGGGAGUGUGCUACACGGAGGAGGAAGCGAAGGCGCUGGCUGAGGAGGUGGAAGUCCAGGAUGGCCCUAAUGAAGAUGGGGAGAUGUUCAUGAGGCCUGGGAAGCUGUCUGACUAUUUUCCAAAACCAUACCCCAACCCUGAGGCUGCCAGAGCUGCUAACAAUGGAGCCUUACCCCCAGACCUCAGCUAUAUCGUGCGAGCUAGGCAUGGUGGUGAAGACUAUGUAUUCUCCUUGCUCACUGGGUACUGUGAGCCCCCCACUGGGGUGUCAUUGCGAGAAGGCCUGUACUUCAACCCUUACUUUCCUGGCCAGGCCAUUGGCAUGGCUCCUCCCAUCUACAAUGAAGUCUUGGAGUAUGAUGAUGGCACCCCAGCUACCAUGUCACAAGUAGCCAAGGAUGUCGCCACCUUCCUUCGAUGGGCAUCAGAGCCAGAACAUGACCAUCGGAAACGCAUGGGGCUCAAGAUGUUGUUGAUGAUGGGCUUGCUGCUGCCCCUGACCUAUGCCAUGAAGCGGCAUAAGUGGUCAGUCCUGAAGAGUCGAAAGUUGGCGUACCGGCCACCCAAGUGACCCUGUCCAAUAUCUGCUUGUCAUCUUGCCUGAACAAGCCCUCAGCAGUCCAGGAACAGUCCUAGGCCUUUUCAGGCCUAGCCCCUUUUCAUCUGAUACACGGAAAUGGGGUAGGAGACCAGACUCUUGCUUCUGAUCUUCCUUCAGCCCUCAUUGUGGGAAUAAAUUAAGUUUCUCAACA
Molecule: messenger RNA, 1211 nt
Organism: Chionomys nivalis (European snow vole)
Lineage: Eukaryota; Metazoa; Chordata; Mammalia; Rodentia; Cricetidae
Product: cytochrome c1, heme protein, mitochondrial
Exons: 7
Coding region: 53-1030 (325 amino acids)
Biological process (GO): mitochondrial electron transport, ubiquinol to cytochrome c
Molecular function (GO): heme binding; electron transfer activity
Source: RefSeq, a predicted model, not a curated record